Messenger RNA from Calidris pugnax (ruff), 1293 nucleotides. RefSeq names its product chondroitin sulfate proteoglycan 5 (neuroglycan C) (gene CSPG5). Bases 1 to 837 code for a protein of 278 amino acids. Lineage: Eukaryota; Metazoa; Chordata; Aves; Charadriiformes; Scolopacidae. The transcript is spliced from 7 exons. Gene Ontology annotation, biological process: nervous system development. The record is from RefSeq and is a predicted model, not a curated record.
AUGGCUGGUACGUACCACCCCCACCGGGAGCUGGGAGAGGGCUGUGCCCCCCCGGUGCAGGAUGCAGGAGCAGCCAUGGCCGGCACCUCCCAUGGCGGUGACCUUGGAGACCCUCAGCCAGAUGGGGGCUCCCACCGACCCCGGGGGGGGGAGCGGGGCCAGCCCGAGAACGGCAGCGAGUGCCGGAGCGGGUACGUGCGGCACAACAGCUCCUGCCGCUCCGUCUGCGACCUCGUCCCCAGCUACUGCCACAACGGCGGCCAGUGCUACCUGGUGGAGAGCCACGGGGCCUUCUGCCGGUGCAACACGCAGGACUACACGUGGCACAAGGGCACGCGCUGCGAGGCCAUCGUCACCGACUUCCAGGUGAUGUGCGUGGCUGUGGGCUCGGCCGCCCUGGUGGUGCUGCUGCUCUUCAUGCUCACCGUCUUCUUCGCCAAGAAGCUCUACCUGCUCAAGACGGAGAACAGCAAACUGCGCAAGACCAAAUACCGCACCCCGUCCGAGCUGCACGACAACUUCUCCCUCUCCACCAUUGCCGAGGGCUCCCACCCAAACAGAGAAGCCAAGGGCUUUGCCGAGCGCGAGCCGGAGGAGGAGCGUAGAUACCGCACCCCGUCCGAGCUGCACGACAACUUCUCCCUCUCCACCAUUGCCGAGGGCUCCCACCCAAACGACGACCCCAGCGCCCCCCACAAGCUGCAGGACUCCCUCAAAUCCUGCCUGAAGGACGAGGAGCCCUUUAACAUCCACAACUCCACGUCGCCCAAGCACGAUGGCGGCAAAGGGGAGCAGGACGGGGGCGACCUCAACUGCCUGCAGAACAACCUGACAUGAGCCAGGAGGAGGAAGAGGAGGAGGAAGAAGAGGAGGCGAGAGCGGGAGCCUUCCCCAACCGCUGUACAAAUUUCCUGGCUCCUUCCCUGUGCCCGGUAUCUCAUUUUUUUAUUUUUUUUUAUUUUUUUUUCCCCGCUCCGUGGCAUGCUUUGGUGUGUUUUGUACAGAGGAAAAAAACAAAAAACAAAAACCCAAUUAAUUAAUAAUAAUAAUUAAUAAUAAUAAUACAAAGCCAAAGGCUGUAACUGGCCUUGGGCCGCGUCGUGUCGUGGGGGUGUUUGGUUCGUGCUCCGUGUCUAUCGCUUGGGUUAGUUCAGCGCUGUGAUUUCUAAACCUUUGCUGUUCCGCAACUGACUUUUUUUGUACUUUUACCCCACUUUUUUUGAAAUACGAGUGAAAACAACAAAAAAAAAAAUAAGGAAGAUCUUGAAAUAAAACUUACUUUUUUUUUUUUUU